Messenger RNA from Eucalyptus grandis, 759 nucleotides. Its product is annotated as probable carboxylesterase 15. Bases 1 to 759 code for a protein of 252 amino acids. The transcript has 3 exons. The record is from RefSeq and is a predicted model, not a curated record. Lineage: Eukaryota; Viridiplantae; Streptophyta; Magnoliopsida; Myrtales; Myrtaceae. Gene Ontology annotation, molecular function: hydrolase activity.
AUGCGGAUCUAUGGCGAUGGCUUGGUUUACCUCUUAGUAUUUGACGAACUGGACUUCUCGGCAAUCCCUACAAUGAACGAGGACUCCAUCUUUUGCAAAGACUUCGAGCUUCGUGACCUCCAGCUCUGGAUAUACAAAUCUAAAACAAUCGCCGUCGCUGCCUCUUCCAACGUUCAUAAGCUCCCAAUCAUCCUCUACGUUCACGGAGGCGGCUUUUGCAAUGGCUCUCGUGUGUGGCCAAACUGCCACGACGGCUGCCUCCGCCUUACCUCUGGCUCUAGUGUGGCGGUCGUCGCUCCAGACUUCGGGCUGUUGCCGGAGCACCGAGUGCCAGUCAUCUUUGACAAUGUCAUCCGCACGGAUCAAGGGUUACGUGCUGAUUUCGCCCUUUUUCGGUGUGGUCGCACGGACCGGAUCGGAGAAGAACUCGGCCAAGCCGUGGUUGAAUUUGGAGUUCCUGGAUUGGUGUUGGAAGCUAGCAUUGCCGGAUGGCGCGACGAGAGACGACCCAUGGGACAAUCCGUUCGGGCCUUCGAGUCCAUGGCUCUCGACCGCAUCUUGGUGAUCGCGGGGGGGACCGAAAUGAUGAAAGAUAGGAUCGAUCACCACGUGAAGAGGCUCGCGAAGAUGGGGAAAGUUGUGGAAUACAGAGUGUUCGAGGGCCAACGUCACGACUUUUUCUUGAACAAUUCGUGCUCGAAAACGGGCGGAGAGGUGGCCCAAGCCAUCAUGCGUUUCAUAUACGCAACUAGUGCGUGA